This is a messenger RNA of Zootermopsis nevadensis, 958 nucleotides long. RefSeq names its product longitudinals lacking protein-like. Gene Ontology annotation, biological process: regulation of transcription by RNA polymerase II. Lineage: Eukaryota; Metazoa; Arthropoda; Insecta; Blattodea; Termopsidae. Gene Ontology annotation, molecular function: protein binding. The record is from RefSeq and is a predicted model, not a curated record. Gene Ontology annotation, cellular component: nucleus.
UUGCUUUAAAAAUAACCGCCGCUGUCGAAUGAAAAAUAUUUCCAAUAGAUGGCAGUUAUAUGCAGCAAUUUGCUUGUUUUGGCUUCCGCUAAGGAAAAGUUGUUGAGAAUUGAAAUAUUGGAAGUACUAGUAAUUUUGCAUUCUUUCCAACAUAGUUAACAUGUGCACAGAACCAAGAAUUCAAAAAUGUGGUUACCGAAGCAGCCAGUGACAAGCUGAAUCACCAAUUUUUCCAGAACCAUGUCCGCAGACCAGCAGCAGUUCUUCUUAAAAUGGAACGAUUUCCAAACCAAUAUGGUUUCUUCAUUCAAGCACCUGCGUGAUGAGAAGAGCUUCACGGAUGUAACACUGGCAUGUGAUGGUCAGACCUGCAAGGCGCACAAGAUGGUUCUGUCUGCUUGUAGCCCCUAUUUCAAAUCACUAUUAGAGGAAAAUCCAUCAAAACACCCUAUCAUUAUCUUGAAGGAUGUCCCAUAUAACCACCUGCAAUCAAUACUGGAGUUCAUGUAUGCAGGUGAGGUUAAUGUGUCGCAAGAGCAGCUACCAGCGUUUCUCAAGACCGCAGACCGUCUGAAGGUGAAGGGCCUGGCUGAGGCUCCGCAGUCCAUAAAGCGAGAAGGAUAGGGGACACCGUCUGUCUGUCAGAUGUAACCGUGACACCAGCAGCGUAGCUGCCAGCUGUUUGCGGAUGACUGAAGGAGAUCUGGAGGUGUGUGUUAUUAUGUAUGAAGGUGGUUUAUUGUGUGAAUGGAAGUGCAACAUGAACAAGAAGCAGUUACAAAAACAAACACAUAUUCUGAUUACAAUGGUCCAGGAGAAUGAUUUAAUUUUUCAAAUGGAAAGAUGUCCAAACACAGUUGAAGCAUUUCAGAACAGCUGCAGAUACAACAAAACUGUAAAAUGUCCAACUGAUAAUAUCCUGUGUACAUACUUGUAUUAAAUCCUGUGAGCAAAGUUA